GGCGUCGCGGGUCGUCCGUACAGUCCACGCCCGCGGGCGGGAGGAGGGGACGGCCGGAGCCUAGGCCCUGGCGGGGUUCUGGCAGCUCGGGAGCCGGGGUGCGGAGGCCCGUCCUGGGGGUUGCCACCCGCAGAGACCCGAGCAGGCCGGCGGGUUGCAGGGCCAGUUAGGGUGACGGCGGCAAUCUGGGGACCGUGGGGUGAAAGGUGAACGAGGGCCGCACGAAGCGGGGGCGUUCCGGGGGGGGGCGUGCAGGUGGACCGCCGUGGAGAGGGGGCGCGUCGCGGAGGAGAAGGUGCGCCGGGUCGUCACGUGGGUCUGCGGACCUCGGGUCUGCAGGAGUCGCUGGCGAGAAUGGGGCAAGGCGGUGCAGGGCCCGGAAAGGGAAGGGGUCCCCGGAGAGGACAGGGUGCUGAGAAGGGCCGCGGACCCAGGAGGCCAGGCCGGCCCGGGCAAGGCCCCCCAGGUCACCGGGAGAAGCUCCCUGCCAGCGGCCCUGGGAUGAGCCAGCGCCCAUCGCCCCCUCCGGGAGGGGAACCCGGAAUAGAUGGCCACCCUGGAGGGCGGGUGGGCUGCUCCCACCGGGACUAGACACACACACUGCCCCCCCCCGCCCCAGGCGGGCCGGCCUCGGGAUAACCGAGUUUUGCAUGGUGGACUCUGAACAGUUCUGCUGGAUUUGUUGACAGGCGUGCGGGGCGGGACCCGGAUCCCCCGCGGGCUGUGUGGCCUGAGCGUGUCAGUAAGUGGCUGCUCGCGUCCCUCUCCCGGUCAGCAAGGCGGGCUGGUAAUCUUGCUCCCCUGAGGUCUGAGCGAGGCCGGAUGUGGCAGGUGUGCCUAGAACCGGCCCGAGAGCGCGCUGGUGUCCCGGCGCCCGGUGACUUCAGCGCAGGAGGACUGCGGCUGCACUGCCCUGCCUGAAUUAGGUCUGAGCUUGGCGACAGAAGGUGGCCCUGUUCUGCGGGAGGGGAGGCCGGCCCCGCGUCCGGCGGCGUGUGGGUGGCCGUGUGUACUGCCGCCCAGCCUGCAGCUGAAGUGCGAUUCCAGUAAUUCCUCCCCACGAGCUCAUUAAAGCGGCUUGAAACGUGAGUCUUGCUGCCCAGAGUGAAGGUGGGCCAGUCCGUGCGGAGCUCCGAGCGUUCCGUGCGGCCUGGGUUAGCCGCCGGGGUCCGAGGGAGUGUCCUGAAGGCGGAGACAGUGAGUCCCCCUCUGGCCUUCACUCCGGCAGGAACUGCUUCAAAGUCGCGAUCCUAAUGGUUCUUGCACACCGUGGGUUCUCUCGGGUAGCUCUGUUCCACUCACCCAGUGGCACGUGAUGGUCACUGUCCCCGUAAACGGUAACCGAAACGCUCCAGGAAGCUGCCCCGGUCUGCAGCUCCGCGUGGGCACAGGGCCCGGAGGUUGGCUGGCUCAGGCCCGAGCCCUCAGGGAGGCGGGGGCACCGGGCGCCCACCUGGAGGCUGUCUGUCCAGCCCCCAGGCCAGUGUCUGGUUCACGGGGGCCCCACCCGUGGUCCCUCUGCUUCCCGGUGCCCUGCUCCUCCGCCACGUAAGCUUGGGGCGCUGCACUCACCCGGCUUGUUUUCCUGCCCUGUGUCGAGCUGCUCCUCGGGAUCCAAGUUUUGUAUCCGGGGAGCCCCCGGAGGCGGCAGCCCCCUGCCAGCCUCCCUGGCUCCACACACAGCCUGGGCAGCCUCAGCCAGAACCUCUCUCACCCGGCCAUCCGUCUUCCCGACCGACCCCAGCCCAGCCUGUUGGCUGCCCGUCCGUCAAGGCAUGCCCCCGGGGCCCUCCACAGGUCCAGGGGAAGGACACACACACACACUCUUCCUCCAGAAUUUGAAAACCGCAAGCUUGGUAUUUCGUCCAGGUGUUCUGCUGACCUGGAAGUGGUUUUGGGUGGUGCCUCCCUGCGUCGCCUCUUCCCGUUCUUGUCCUCAGGGCUCCUGAGGCUGAGCUCCCUGCCAAGCCAGGAGGGUGCGCCGCAGCUCCUUUGACAACUUACUACUUUUCCUGCAGAUGAUAUGCUCUUUCGUAUUUGCUUUCUGUCCUCAGGAAUCUAACCUCACACCUUCCAUACACUCAGGGUACCUUUUGGAGCUGGUCACAGUCCCCUUCGCCUCUCCCUGUGUGUGGCUGGCCCUGGGGCCCUGCGUUCAGGCGCCUCUUUCUAGCAGAGACCCAACCCUCCUCCAGUGUGCGGUCCUGGUGGCCUCCGGGGGGCCAGGGUCUCUGCGUGUGUCCUCACCAGUGUUAGCAGCCCUGGCCUGGGAGCGCCUGCCACAGGCAGACGUGGGACCCAGAGCGUGAGCUCCUUCCUGCAGCGGCUGUCGUGAUCCCGCGGUGCGGUCACUCCUGGACAUCAGGCUCUGCAGCCACCCCAAACUGGUACUGUCAGUUCUGGAUGCCAGACCUGUUUGCCUGAACGGCCUGUGAAUGGGACGGUGCGAGUGACCUGGUUCUCGAAGCGCCCAAAUCAACCUGAUGUUGUCCAUAUCAUAACACUCGGAGCGCUGCAAGGGCAGGUGUCCUUCCCCUCGGCGGAGGCCUUGCUGGUGGACGUCGGCACGGGGUUCAGCGGGCCAGCGUGUGGCCGCGGGCCUUGGCGUUCCUGCACCCACCCUGGUGCACCCCCAGCCCUGCUGAUCUGGGGGGCUUGCUUCUGCGUGGCCCUGGGCUGAGUGGGGCAGCCAGCAGGGGUGGGGUUGGGCUCCUGUCCCGCGGCAUUUAGGGCUCAGGCCAGGGAAGGGCUGCUGGUCAGGGGACGGGUGCGGGCUGCAGGGCAAAGGUGGGACAGUCUCCACUGUCCUCCGCUGAAACAGCUUGGUAGUCGGGGAGGUUCCAACCCGCAAGCAUCCUGCAAGAUUCAAAACUCACUUUUCCCAUUCUUGCCAGAUCCUCCACGGAGACACAUGUAGGGGAGAUGAAACUGGAGAAUGCAGAAGACGCUUCAUUCCCGCGAGCCCAGUGCGUGUGAUCUCCAGCUGUCUGCGUCAGCCUCACCAAAGAGGCGGGUGAGGCAGGGUGCUCAUCUGGAAACCAGGUCCCCGGGCCAGGACUCGGGCCGGAGCACGUGCUCAUUUUUAACCCUUUCUGCAGGGGACGGAAUGGGCCUGCCUUGUGUAGCGUGGGCCUUUAGAAGGCAGCUGACCUGGGGGCACUUCUUCAAACACAUCACUCUGUGGAUUGGAAUUCAUGGUUUCUAAGGGGACUGCAUACCCAGGCCACCAUCACUCUGCUGUGCUCGGCUCCUGGGCAGCUUGCAGUGACAGCAAGCACAUUGGAAUUUGUGUCCCUGAGAAGUUACUCGUCUUUGUGGUCAACCUUUUGGAAGAAAUGGAUUUGGAUCAAUUGGACCUGAAUCCCAGAAUUAUUGCUGCAGUUAAGAAAGCCAAACUGAAAUCAGUGAAGGAGGUUUUGCAUUUUUCUGGACCAGACUUGCAGAGACUGACCCGCCUCCCCAGCCUCGACGUGCAGCACUUGCUGAGAACGGCCUCUUCACACCUGCAGGGGAGCCGCGUCUGCACAGCGCUGCAUCUGCACCAGCAGAAGCAGAGGUUCCCCGCGCAGCACCAGCGCCUGAGCCUGGGCUGCCCCGUGCUCGACGGGCUUCUCCGCGGCGGCCUGCCUCUGGACGGCCUCACCGAGCUGGCCGGCCCCAGCUCCGCCGGCAAGACCCAGCUGGCGCUGCAGCUCUGCCUGACCGUGCAGUUCCCGCGGCGGCACGGAGGCCUGGAGGCCGGGGCCGUGUACAUCUGCACGGAAGAGGUCUUCCCCAGCGCGCGUCUGCAGCAGCUCAUGGCUCAGCAGCGGCGCCUGCGGACGGACGUGCCGGGAGACGUGGUCGACAGGAUAAAAUUCGGCAACCAGAUCUUUGUUGAGCACGUGGCCGACGUGGACACCCUCCUGGAGUGUGUGAGGAAGAAGGUGCCCGCGCUGCUGUCUCGGGGGAUGGCCCGUUUGGUGGUCAUCGACUCCGUGGCCGCCCUGUUCCGCUGCGAGUUUGACGGCGCGGCCUCGGUCCCCAGGGCCAGGUGUCUGCAGGCACUGGGGGCCGCCCUGCGCCAGCUGAGCUGCACCUUCCAGAGCCCGGUGCUGUGCAUCAACCAGCGUCUGGGACGAGCGGGUUUCUCCAGCUCUCGGAAUGACCUGGUCCAACCAGCUCCUAAUGAGACUGAUGGUCAGCCGGCGCCGCCCCGACCGCACCCUAAGGGUGGUCUUCGCCCCUCACCUGCCCCCCUCGUCCUGCUCCUACACAGUCAACGCGGAGGGAGUGCGAGGGACUCCUGGGACCGCGUCCUGCUGACACGGCAGCUGUGGGUCGGCCGCAGGUUCUGGCCGCGCCUUCCCCGCUCUGCAGGCACGGGGGGCCGACGACCCCGCACACCCAUCGCUGGGUCAGGAUGUGCUUGACGACGGUGUUGGCCGCACCUUCUCCACGGCAGGGAGGCCGUGCGCACGGAUGACCUGCCCGACGAGGCCUCCCCGUGUGCCCCAUGCUCCCCUCACCACAGCUCGCUCUCCGCCAGACUCUGCCCUAAGUAACUCCUCCACGUUGAUGCAGGUCUUCUCCCCAGCCCCUGGGGAUGGGGAGUUACCAUCCUUGGUCUCAGGGACACUGAGGCACAGAGCAGUCCAGUGACCUGGCCAUCCCCCCCCCGCAGUUCCAUGAGCCGGACACUGACCCCAGGCUGGUGCCAGGAAGACAGGCACACGCCUGACCCAGUACUGGGGUGGAGGCAGAGGUCCCUGGGACUGGGCAGACUCCUUCUGUUCGGACAUUUUCUAGAGCAGAAACAUUCAUCUGUAAUUUCUAUCCCCUUGUUAAAAUAGUCUGUGGCCGUCAAAAGCGUAAGAAUGGCCGGUAUAAACAGGAAAAAGGUCUUUUAGGGCUGCAAUUUUAUAAAAGCCUUUCUGCAAGUGCAGGGACUUCACACCAGGAAAUAAACCAUUUUAUUUUCGUAAUUAAAUAAUAAACAAUCCCAAAUUAUUUUCUAGGCAAAUCACACUAACAGUGAGGAAACUACAAUCCAAGACAGAGUGUACACGUGGCAGACGGGCCAUCCCUGGGGGGAUGCACACCAGUGCUGGGGCCCCUGCCCACCCGUCCCAGAGGGACACCCCUGCAGCAGGGUGGUCUCCCCGUGACACAGACGGCCCAGACUCCUGGGCCCUGCACCAUCCCCUCUGUCCCAUGCACUUCUCAGUGUUGUCAGGCAGGCCUCACAGACCUGGGGUCCCCCUGCCCCGAGGGCUCCCCCGAGGACGAUGGGGACAAAUGUGGAACAGUGCGUGUCUUUAGGCCUGCCCCCGUCACAUGUAGGAUGCGGUGCACCCUGACGGGACGCCCUCCGCUGAUGGGAACCUCACCCUCGGUCGCUGCUUUACCACUUCAGAAUUUUCAGAAGUUUGAGGACCGUACAGCGUACUGCUCAGGAAGAAGUGCACAUAUAAACAUCUCCUCUCCGUGCUUCCCAAGAACAUUCUACAAAGUUAUGACGACGGGCAGUCUGUUCUAUGAACUGUAAACGAUGUAUUCUUAGCAAUAUUUGUUACCAUAAACACUGAAUUUCUCAUCACAUGCUAUUUCUAGCAGCUUUCUGAACAAACAAAUGAUAGGAAUUUUUUAAUUCCAGGAAAUAACAGACUCCCUCCGAUACCGUAAAUACAAAGCAAGCACCACAGAGCCCGCUGGCCCCGUGAGCUGCCGGGUCGGCUGCCUGGGGGAGAGCGGGGAGGGUCGGGAGGCCCAGGCCUGCCACGGCCUCCACCCUGACGACCUGUGGAGGGGGCUCUGCGGACCGUGGCCGGCUCCUGUCCCCCUCCUGCCUGUCCGCUGGCCGGGGCUCGAACGGGACAGGAAUGAUGUAGUGGGUGCUGACGCUCUAAGGGUCGCCCCACCAAGAAAGGAAAACGUUGCGGAAGAGGGACAGCCACCCCUACUGCUUCUCUCUUCGAGAACGUGAAAAUCCACACAAGACUCAAGUGAAGUAGUGAUAACCAGGCUCGUUUCUGUUUUGAUACAAGUUCAAAAAUCACAGAUUUCCAGGCAGUGUCCCCUGAGACAGGAAGGUUUCUUACGACCUGCUUUAAGGAGGCCGCCUGGCUUCUCUCACCCCGGCCACAUUUCCGCACAGCCCCACAAGGCAACCUCGGCCCUCAGAGAACCAAGUGGGGCGAUUUGACCAAGGCCCCUGCACGGUGGCCCGUUUCCACCACCUGAGAGCGUAACGGUAAAUCCCGUUCUCAGCCCCAUGUUCUCCAGAUGGAAGCGUCACUAAGGGCAACGGGGUAGGUUUCCAAUGCACUGGAUUCGCUUCGUGGCCCGAGGAGCACUGGGGACCGAGGGGAGGGGGCGGCUCCCGGGACCCUCCCCAGCAGCCACACCACGCCCUGGCAGCCGCCGCGCCUCGAGGGCAAGUGCAGAGCGCACAAGGCCUCUGCGGGGACACGGCUCCGGCGUUCUCUUGGCUCGAGCGUCUCACAACCCGUCCCACGUGUAAACCAACCCUGGAGAGCGUUUACAAAGUCCGUUCCUGGUCCCUGGGGAGCUGCAACGCCGGGCCAGCCGGGCCAGCCGGGCACUGCGGAAAGAGGCCAGACGCAGGGCUCCUGCAGGCAGGACACCUGCAGUCAGGACACAGAGCGCCAGUCCCUGGGCGGGAACGAGCACAUGGCCACAAACACCGGCGGGCAAGGCCACGUGCUCCUGUGGUCUUAAAUGAUGGGACAUUUCUGAACAGUUUCCAGCCCGCAGCCCCUGAAGGACACGUGCAGUAUGUGGAGGCCCCCCGGGCGACCCCUCAGGGAGUCCCGGUGAGCACGUACCCCCGCAGAGUGCAAUUCAGGAGGGAGACGUGACUGAGGACAAACAAAAGCAUGUCCCCUUGCGGUGACACCACCGAACAUUAAGGUCACAAGCAAGAGCAUACACAGGGACGCUCUGAGUUUCUCGAUCCCCCUCAUCUACCUGCUGCGUCUUCACGCUCCCGCCCACUGGCCCGGAUGAGGCCCUUCUCACCGCCGCUGCCACCAGGAGCCACAAACCCCUUGUCGUCUGCUCAGGACGUUCUAAACCCACCCGUGAGCCUCACGCAUCCCCUCACGGGUAGGGCCCUGGGGGACUGGGAAAUGUUCCUGUCAAAACCUACCCUGUGUUACUUAACGCUACAAAGAAAAGCUUUUUAAAGCUAAAUCCCACAUCUCUGCCUGCUCAGCACUCAGGGGCCGGCAGAGGGAAAACGGGCUCCGCAGGGGCGGGCUCAGGAGCCCGCGGAGCGUCCGGCAGAGCCGUGGAGGGGACACACUGCAGGUGCGGGGACUCAGCAGAGACCCAGACCCACUGGCAAGUCACCCACUCUCUGAAUUCCAGGCAGCACUGCCAGAGCUCAUCAAAUGCUUAGUCUAGAAGGGUGCAAAGUUCCAGAGCUUCCGUUUACAGCCCUGAUACAGUAUUAAAAUAUAAAAUCGAUUCUGGCGUAAUGGCAGGAAGGACAAGCAUCCAUGGGCAGCAGCCGACCUGAACGUGCCGAAGCCAGCUGCCGGGGCCGUGUGGGCCGCCGUGGGCCGCCGUGGGCCGCCAUGCCCGGCCGGUCUCACGCUCAUGCGUCGGCAGCUCUUGGUCGCUAGCGCCGCAGCCAGCUUAACGGAACUCGGGACAAACCCCACGAGCUGGUGGACGGCACUACC
Molecule: messenger RNA, 7688 nt
Organism: Mirounga angustirostris (Northern elephant seal)
Lineage: Eukaryota; Metazoa; Chordata; Mammalia; Carnivora; Phocidae
Gene: XRCC3
Product: X-ray repair cross complementing 3
Exons: 7
Coding region: 3195-4412 (405 amino acids)
Biological process (GO): resolution of mitotic recombination intermediates; telomere maintenance via recombination; t-circle formation
Cellular component (GO): replication fork; Rad51C-XRCC3 complex
Molecular function (GO): ATP binding; ATP-dependent DNA damage sensor activity; four-way junction DNA binding
Source: RefSeq, a predicted model, not a curated record